UGGCGUUAAGUUAUAUUUUCACAAAUAAAAAAUAUUUAUUCGAUUUAAUUUAACUUCUAAAUUUUAAAAAUGCCUGUACCCACUUGCUCGGGCGGCUCGUGCACAAUUUCGAGACCACGAAAAUCCGCAACUACUAAAUCUAAACCAAAAUCAACAGCCUCAAGCGCCAAGAAGACGACUACCAAAAAAACAACCGGUAAGAAGACCACCACAGCUGCCGCUAAAAAGCCAAAAUCAACAACAACAACAAAGGCCAAAUCGUCUACGGCCAGCAAGACAAAGAAGACCACCUCCACAAGGAAAAGUACAACAACAGAUUCAAAGUCGAAAACCGCUGCGCGGAAAACAACUACUACACGCCAGCGGGAUGACAGUUAUUAUAGCUGCAGUUCCGGUGGUUGUUACUAAUAUUGACGAGAGUUACAUGGAGCUGCUGAGGAAAACGAUUUUAAUGAUGUUGGU
This is a messenger RNA of Rhagoletis zephyria (snowberry fruit fly), 462 nucleotides long. RefSeq names its product salivary glue protein Sgs-3-like. The record is from RefSeq and is a predicted model, not a curated record. NCBI's taxonomy places the organism in Eukaryota, Metazoa, Arthropoda, Insecta, Diptera, Tephritidae.